AUGUCCCGCCCAACAACCCUCCACGUCUCCCUCCCCGACCUCUCCAAAAUGAUCGACCACUCCCUCCUGCACCCGACCCUAACCGACACCGAAGUAGCCCAGGGCCUCGAAACGGCAAAAAAAUACAACGUAGCCACCGCCUGCGUAAAACCGUACCACAUCCCCUUCGCGCGCAAGCGUCUCGAAGGCACAUCCGUGCUCGUGUGUCCCGUGAUCGGCUUCCCGCACGGGAAUUCCACGAGCGAGGUGAAGGUGUUUGAGGCAAUCCGCGCGGUGGAGGAGGGAGGGAACGAGGUCGAUAUGGUGGUUAAUGUGGGGAGGGUGUUGAGUGGGAAGUGGGAGUAUGUGGUGCAUGAGAUACGGUUGGUGAAUGAGGCGGUUACGGGGAGGGGGGCGGUUUUGAAGGUUAUUUUUGAGAAUGAUUAUCUGGGAGAGAAGGAAAUUGUUAAAUUGUGUGAGAUUUGUAGUGAACUGGGAGUUGCGUUUGUGAAGACGUCGACUGGGUAUGGUUUCGUAAAGCAAGCGAGCGGGGAAUACAAUUACAAGGGAGCUACUAUUCCUCAUCUAGAAUUGAUGAGAAAGCAUGCUAGUCCGAAUGUACAAAUAAAAGCUGCAGGUGGUGUCAGGACGCUCGAUGAUCUUCUGAGAGUGAGGGCACUUGGAGUCUCAAGAGUCGGUGCUACCGCCACUGAAGCUAUACUAGAAGAAGCUAUGCGGCGGGGUAUCGGGAACGAGAGAGUACAGGUCGAGGUCAAAUGGUGAUGAUUUUAGACUUGUAAAGUACUGAUUGAAGUGGGGACAAUUUGGUAUUCCUUCACUAGAUUAAUCUCCAAUGAGUAGGGAGAGACAACGACGACCUUGGUAUCUUCCUUCAAUCGACUUUCCUUCAUGCCCCUGUCAUUCAUCUCAUAUCGAAACACAACUACAUACAAAGAAUAUAGACAAUUAACACAAACAAUAAACGCUAUACUAUUAAACACUCUUCUCGAACAGACAGACAUUUGACACUGCAAGGCAAUCUCUGGUAUCUUCAUCAACCACAGACUCAACAAGUAAUCCAAAUAAUGCUAAACUCCCUCAGCAAUGAUAGACAUGAAAAAGCAAAGCCAAAUCAGGAACGCUCAUGCAGUUAUCUCAUUUUCC
Molecule: messenger RNA, 1143 nt
Organism: Mollisia scopiformis
Lineage: Eukaryota; Fungi; Ascomycota; Leotiomycetes; Helotiales; Mollisiaceae
Product: deoxyribose-phosphate aldolase
Exons: 2
Coding region: 1-762 (253 amino acids)
Biological process (GO): deoxyribonucleotide catabolic process; carbohydrate catabolic process
Cellular component (GO): cytoplasm
Molecular function (GO): deoxyribose-phosphate aldolase activity
Source: RefSeq, a predicted model, not a curated record